Molecule: messenger RNA, 279 nt
Organism: Brenthis ino (lesser marbled fritillary)
Lineage: Eukaryota; Metazoa; Arthropoda; Insecta; Lepidoptera; Nymphalidae
Source: the annotation of a GenBank genome assembly
AUGUUCUCCCGACCGAUUCCGGCCACGGCGGCCAAUCUCAUUGAGACUAGCCAACUGCGCAGGAGAUAUUAUAGUGCACAAGUGCACGCGCAGACACAACGUGCACUCUCUAUUCCUGUCACUCUCAUACUCCGGUGGGAGGACUGCUCGACACGACCAGUGAGAGUUAGGCGCAGGACCGACGGCUUUACGUGCUCUCCGAGGCACGGGGGUGAAACACCGCCAACUUCCCAACUCCGGGCUAUUACUGAGGCUUACUAUACAGAAAGACUCAGUAAC